Molecule: messenger RNA, 1736 nt
Organism: Chenopodium quinoa (quinoa)
Lineage: Eukaryota; Viridiplantae; Streptophyta; Magnoliopsida; Caryophyllales; Amaranthaceae
Product: serine/arginine-rich splicing factor SR45-like
Exons: 12
Coding region: 173-1387 (404 amino acids)
Biological process (GO): mRNA splicing, via spliceosome
Cellular component (GO): cytoplasm; nucleoplasm; ASAP complex
Molecular function (GO): RNA binding
Source: RefSeq, a predicted model, not a curated record
UCACACACCCCAUCCCAACCUCAUAAGCAUCUCUCCCGCCCACCAUCAAUUUUUGUCCCCCCUUUCAUUUUCCCCUUCACCCUCCCCGUCAAUAGGGUUUUAGCACAGAGAAUAAAGUGAGUGAGAGUAUUCAAAACUUUUCUCCUCCUGCAAAUCCUUCGAGUUUACAACCAUGGCGAAACCAAGCCGUGGGCGCUCUGGCUCUUCAUCUUCAAGGUCUCGCUCUCAUUCUCGCUCGCGCUCCUCUGGCUCCGCUUCUCGCAGCGUCAGCUCUCGCUCGCGCUCCGCCUCUCGUUCUCCUUCUCGCUCAUUAUCUUCGUCUUCUUCGCCUUCUCGUCGCAGUGCUAGCUCUCGCAGUGCUAGUCCCAGCGCUAGCCCUCCUCUUCAGCGCAAGAUUUCCCCAGACCCAACAAAGAAAGCUCGUUCUCCACCUCCACAGGCUAAAAAGGCUUCUCCCCCUAGAAAACUUACAACAAUUCCAGAGUCUAAGGUCCUCUACAUCAACAAGCUCACAAGGAAUGUUAAUGAAGGCCACCUUAAAGAAAUUUUUGGUAUCUUUGGUGAAGUUGUAAAUGUAGAGCUGGCUAUGGAUCGAGUUGUCAAUCUUCCCAAAGGAUAUGCAUAUGUGGAAUUCAAGACACGAGCUGAUGCUGAAAAGGCACAAUUGCACAUGGAUGGAGCACAAAUUGAUGGGACUGUUGUUGUGGCGCAAUUAACCCUACCACCUAGUGAAAAGGUAUCACCCACCAAAGCUGUUGCUCCACCUCCCAAAAAAGACGUUACCAAAAAUGAAGGGGUAGAUGCUGUGAAGGAUGGACCAAAGCGGGGAAGAGAAGCUUCUCCACGUCCUAGGAGAUCUCCUGUUGGCCGUAGAGGGGGUUCACCUAGAAGAAUGAAUCCUCCACCUCGUCGUCGUGGAGAUUCUCCUAUUCGUCGAGAAUCUCCUUUCCGUCGAGGUGAAUCACCUAAAAGAAGGCGUCCUGUAUCUCCGAGAGGCAGAUCUCCAUCUCCAUCAAAGCGACCAAGAUCUCCUGUGAGGGGUUCUCCGCGCAGGGUGCGAGGAAGUCCUGUUCGUAGACGAUCUCCCUUACCUCCACGGCGACGCUCGCCACCUCCUAGACGAGCUCGAAGCCCUCCUAGAAGGUCUCCUGUUGGGCGUAGGCGUAGCCGCUCUCCUGUUCGGAGGAUUGGCCGUUCACGCUCAAGAUCACCCUCACCGCGGAGAAGGCCACCAGUGAGAAGAGGAAGGUCAUCUUCAGGCUCUCCGUCUCCAAGUCCAAGAAGGGGUCCUAGGAGAGUAUCAAAGAGUCCUAGAAGGCCCUUGAGAGGAAGGAGUAAGAGCAGCAGUCAAAGCCGAAGUAGCAGCGGAUCCCCUCGUAAACCAUAAGCUUCUGAUGUUAUAUGGAAGUUGCCCGUCAAAAACUUUACAUACUAAGCGUGAGAUGGUUGAUUGGAACCUCUUUUCCUCAGAAGACUGCCGCUUUGUAAUUUGUGUUAACUUGUUCUCUUUGAUAUCGACUAUUCAGUACUAGUUGCUGUAAACAUAUUUGCAGUCUGUACUGGCUAGUGGCUAGUGGCUAGUGCUGAUCUGUUUUGAUGUGUAUUUUACCGUAAAGUGCUACUGAAGCUUUGCUUAGCUUAGUGUUAUUGAAUGAUAAAUUACGAUUGCUCGAUGUAAGUUUCACUGGUUGCAUUUAUGCAGCGUUGGCCAAAGUGGAUGCGAACUUUAGUUGCAA